This is a messenger RNA of Nezara viridula (southern green stink bug), 1440 nucleotides long. Lineage: Eukaryota; Metazoa; Arthropoda; Insecta; Hemiptera; Pentatomidae. The record is from the annotation of a GenBank genome assembly.
CUCAAUUGUUUUGUUUUUAUUAAGAUAAUUUUGAAGUAUACUUGAAAUUUUUAGAUGGCACCUAGAAGCUGUAAAGUGUGUGUACGAUUAAGGAUGGCUAGUGGAAGUAUUCCUAACGGUAGAAGCAUGUCUGAAUCUUCAGAUUAUCCUUGUAUGCCAUGGUUUGGCAUGGAUAUUGGAGGCACUUUAACAAAAUUAGUCUAUUUUGAACCAAAAGAUAUUACUCCUGAUGAAGAAAAUGAGGAAGUGGAAGUUUUAAAAAAUAUUCGGAGGUACUUGACCAAGAAUUCAGCCUAUGGGAAAACUGGUCAUCGGGAUAUACAUCUCCAGAUGGAUGAUAUUGAAAUUGGAGGUAGGAAGGGAUCUGUUCAUUUUAUCAGAUUUCCAACAUGUGAAAUGCCUAAUUUCUUAGCAUUGGCCAAACGACAAGGCAUGGCAUCGUUAAUCACUACAGUUUGUGCUACGGGAGGAGGAGCUUAUAAAUUUGAAGAAACUUUUGCACGUGAGGUCAAUAUGAAACUUGCAAAAUUUGAUGAGUUAGAUUCCUUGAUACGUGGCAUGUUAUUCGUUGAAAUGAAUAACCCAAGAGAAUGUUAUUAUUGGAAAGAUCCUACAGACAACGAAAAAUGCAGGAAAGAGAGUUACGACUUCAGCGCACCUUAUCCGUUUUUAAUUGUUAACAUUGGUUCUGGUGUUAGCGUAUUGGCUGUAUAUGGUCCUAAAAGUUACAAGAGAAUAUCAGGAACAAGCUUGGGCGGUGGGACAUUCCUUGGUUUAUGUUGCCUCCUUACGGGAUGCAAAACUUUCGAAGAAGCUAUAGAAUUAGCUACAAGUGGCGAUAAUACAAAAGUAGACAAACUUGUCAAAGAUAUUUACGGCGGUGACUAUGCAAGGUUUGGUCUACCUGGAGAACUUGUAGCGAGCAGUUUUGGACAAAUGAAUUCACUGGAUAAGAGACAAAAUGUAUCCAGAGAAGACUUAGCAAGAGCAACCCUAGUUACUAUCACUAAUAAUAUUGGGUCGAUUGCAAGAAUGUGUGCUCUUAAUGAAAAAGUUAAUAGGGUUGUUUUUGUUGGAAAUUUCUUGAGAGUGAAUCCUAUCUCUAUGAAAUUAUUAGCUUAUGCAAUGGAUUAUUGGUCCAAGGGAACACUUAAAGCACUAUUUCUUGAACAUGAGGGUUACUUUGGUGCUGUUGGCUGUUUGCUAGCUUUCAAUGACGAUUUCAGUUGAAUUCGUUGGUGCUUCUUCCUCUCUUUGUUCAAAAAUCAACGUCUUAACAAAUAUUUCUUUGCAAUAAUUUGCAUAGUCCACAAAUGUAUGUAAUUAUUUAUUUAUAUAUUUAUUUAUAUUUUUGUAAUGGAUAUUUUUAAUUUAGUGAUGAAAUUUUGACAUGACAGUGUAUUAUAAUUUUAUUAUUUUAAUUGUAACUUUAAAACAAAA